CAUGCACGUACCUUGUCGUUUUUACACAAAGGAAACCAAUCAAAUCAUGCAUAUAUAGAGGUAUACAUGAGUGAGUCUUUCGUGCAAGACUUAAAAACACUUGUAGUAAAAUGAGUACCCUCGUUUGGUUAAUCGGCAUGGCGAUAUCAUUCUCUGUCACCAUGCCAGUAAACGCCUGCCCGCCCUCAGAUCGGGCAGCAUUACUGGCAUUCAAAGCCGGUUUACACGAGCCAAACUUAGGCAUCUUCAAAUCAUGGACUGGAACCGAUUGUUGCAACAAAUGGUAUGGCAUCACCUGCGACUCGCUAACCAAGCGAGUCGCAGACAUAAACCUCCGCGGAGAGUCCGAAGACCCUAUCUUCCAAAAAGCUCACCGAACCGGUUACAUGACCGGUUCAAUCUCUCCAGCUAUUUGCAAACUGGAGAGACUCUCCAGCGUAAUUAUCGCGGAUUGGAAGGGCAUUUCCGGUAUUAUCCCUCCCUGCAUCUCUUCUCUCCCGUCCCUACGUAUUCUAGAUCUCAUCGGAAACCAAAUCUCCGGCGAGAUUCCGUUCAACAUCGGCAAACUCCGCCGGUUAACGGUUCUCAACCUCGCCGAUAACAAACUUACCGGUAGAAUUCCUCGAUCGUUAGCCGAUCUAUCAUCGUUAAAGCAUCUAGAUCUGAGAAACAACAUGAUUUCCGGAACGAUUCCACGAAACUUUGGGAAGCUUCGAAUGAUGAGCCGUUGUUUACUCAGCGGCAAUCGGAUCUACGGUCCGAUACCGGAAACAAUCUCCUACAUCUACCGUCUCUCAGAUCUAGAUCUAUCGUUAAACCGACUCACCGGACCGAUUCCUGACUCGCUCGGAAAAAUGUCAGUAUUAGGAACACUAAACCUAGACGGAAACUUAAUUUCCGGUAAACUUCCGGCAACGUUGAUAAAUUCGCGAAUAAGUAUAUUGAAUUUGAGUAGAAACGCGAUUGAAGGAAACAUACCUGAUGUUUUCGAUUCGAGAUCUUACUUUAUGGUGAUGGAUCUGUCGUAUAAUAAGCUGAAAGGAUCGAUUCCGAAAUCGAUAUCGUCAGCGUCGUUUAUCGGUCAUCUGGAUCUGAGUCAUAAUCAUCUGUGCGGUGCGAUUCCGGCAGCCGAGUGGUUCGAGCACUUGGAAGCGACGUCGUUUAUGUAUAACGAUUGCUUGUGUGGAAAGCCUCUGAAAGCUUGUUCAUAAUGAUGUUAGUUAAUGUUGCAUGUGGAUGGAUGAAAGUUCUAUAGUUGUUUUGGUUGUUGUUUCUGAUCGGAAAAAGUUUUCCGGCGAAGUGGAAGGAGAUUGUGUAACUGUGUAAUGUUUACGUAUGUAACUAUGUAUGUAUCAUCACUUUACGGUUUUUUACAUUUACUACAUAAAACUCUGAAAAGGCUUAUCUUAUC
This is a messenger RNA of Helianthus annuus (common sunflower), 1411 nucleotides long. Its product is annotated as DNA damage-repair/toleration protein DRT100. Gene Ontology annotation, molecular function: protein binding. Bases 111 to 1211 code for a protein of 366 amino acids. The record is from RefSeq and is a predicted model, not a curated record. Lineage: Eukaryota; Viridiplantae; Streptophyta; Magnoliopsida; Asterales; Asteraceae. The transcript has a single exon.